AUGGCAGCGGACAAGCGCGUGCCGCGGAACCCGUACAACUUCACGCGUGAAGACUAUGAUGAUCUGGUGCAGCAGGUACCUUCGUGUCGCGUGAGUGCGCGGUCCAAGUACCACGAGAUCGAGCUCGUAGAGGACUGUACCCUGUUUGAGAUGUACCGCCAGCCUCGGGUGCCUGUGAGCGACCGAAAAGCGACCAAAACGCUGUCGAUGCGGCAAUUGAAUGCCGAUCUGACCUGUCCCAUCUGUCUUGGCAUCAUCAAAGAGACAAUGGUGGUCAUGGAGUGUCUGCACCGGUUCUGUCGCGCCUGUAUCUCGACGGCGAUUCGCCAUAGUAAACGCGAGUGUCCGUCGUGUCGCAUCCACAUUCCGUCAAAACGGUCGCUACGACCGGACGUGACGUUUGACGCGUUCAUUGCCACGGUGCAUCCGAACCUAGAGGCAUUUGAACGCCACGAGGAUGAGAUCAUUGAACAGGUGAACCGCGCACGGCGGUGCCACGCGGUUCAGAGCAAUCUUGAUGGAGAUACGACAAGUACAGAUCAAGGAACAGCAGCUGAAGCAGCAGGGUACCCGUCUAUUGCUCGUCGGCAGAGCGGAAGGAUUCAUGGCGAGAAUGCAGUGAACCUGUCACGUCCGUCGUCUCCAGUGUAUGGCGAGGGACCAUUGGUUGGUGAGAAGCGCCAUUCGCCUGAUGGUGGCUCACCUCGUGCGAAUAGAUUGUUGUCUGCUGCUGGUUCAGAAGAUGAAGGACCGGCUGCACGCAAGAAGUUACGAAACGCAUCAAGGUCGAGUACGUUGAUGUCGGCAGUUGCUUCUGAACGCGUGAACUUGCGCGUGUUGCUACAUGACGACGAGCAGUUGAGACUCCCGAUACUGGAGCGCACGCUUUUUACCACGUCGUCCAAGCUCAAAGUCCGGCAUUUGAAGAAGCACCUUGCUACGCUGCUCAAGCUCGACACAUACGAUCGGUUGUGUAUUGUCUUGCCGACUGUGAACUGUACGCUCAGUGGCUUGAGUGAGCUGGCCAAGAAGCAAAAAAGUAGCGGCGGUGGUAUUCGACAAGAUCUGCUGUGCGAUCAAGAGCUCGAGGACUUUGUGACUAUAAGAGAUAUUUAUCAGCAGUACGGCAUGAGUACGGAUUGGGAGCUACGUCUGCUGUACCACUUUUCCUCGGGUACCAUCAUCAAUGGCAUCGCUCGCUUCGUGCCAGCGGCAUCUUGUACCACGUGA
This is a messenger RNA of Peronospora matthiolae, 1230 nucleotides long. The record is from the annotation of a GenBank genome assembly. Lineage: Eukaryota; Oomycota; Peronosporomycetes; Peronosporales; Peronosporaceae.